Messenger RNA from Dissoconium aciculare CBS 342.82, 306 nucleotides. Its product is annotated as fork head transcription factor. The record is from RefSeq and is a predicted model, not a curated record. Gene Ontology annotation, biological process: regulation of transcription by RNA polymerase II. The transcript has a single exon. Gene Ontology annotation, molecular function: RNA polymerase II cis-regulatory region sequence-specific DNA binding; DNA-binding transcription factor activity, RNA polymerase II-specific. NCBI's taxonomy places the organism in Eukaryota, Fungi, Ascomycota, Dothideomycetes, Mycosphaerellales, Dissoconiaceae. The annotation marks the transcript as partial.
AUGGAAUCAACCGAGUCCAUCGAUUACUCAGCCGACAACGCCAAGGAUUUGAAGCCACCGCAUUCCUAUGCUCAACUUAUUGGGAUGGCCAUCUUGAGUACCACUGAUCAACAAAUGACGCUAAGCAAUAUUUACAAGUGGAUCAUGGCAAACUACUCAUUUUAUCGGUUCAAUACGGGUGGAUGGCAGAACAGCAUUCGCCACAACCUCAGUCUGAACAAGGCUUUCACCAAAGUGGCACGCAGGACGGACGAGCCUGGCAAAGGCAUGAAAUGGGUUAUUGAACCAACAGAGUUCGACAACUUC